This is a messenger RNA of Amphiprion ocellaris (clown anemonefish), 1544 nucleotides long. RefSeq names its product leucine rich repeat containing 73 (gene lrrc73). Lineage: Eukaryota; Metazoa; Chordata; Actinopteri; Pomacentridae. The transcript is spliced from 7 exons. Gene Ontology annotation, molecular function: protein binding. The coding region runs from base 283 to 1332 and encodes 349 amino acids. The record is from RefSeq and is a predicted model, not a curated record.
CCUCCUCCUGUCUCUGUCCCGUAGUAACGGUCACCUGCAGAAACACACCGGGACUCACGGAGCUCACCGACCGAUACACGGACGUCCUGAGCGGCUGCAGGGCACCGACCCGCCGCCACUCCGCUCCACCGGUCGAACCCCAACAAUCGAUACAGGAUCAAUCGCUCUGAUGUCCGCCGCCGGUCGGAACCGGCGUGUGGCCUGCAGGACCAGCCAAUGAUGACAUCAGCGUGUGACGGAUCCCCCGCGUGAGCUGAUCGAUCAUUUCUCAGGUGUCCCAGGAUGCUGCCGGCCUCCAUCCAGAUCACAGGUGAGUUGCUGUCGGCAGCGGAGGUGCAGGACAUCUGUGAGAGCCUGAAGGAGGACAGCGUCCGGCUGCUGUCCGUCCGCGGCUGUCAGCUGUCCGACCGUGAUUUCGGACGCGUUUGUCGCAGCGUCGCAGAGUCGCAUUCCAUCGCGCAGCUCAACCUGAACCUGGGCGUGGUCUCCAGCGUGGGCCGGACCCGACACCUGGCUGACGCCCUGAAGACCAACCGCUCCCUGCAGACGCUGUUCCUCCACGGCAGCCCCCUACUGGAUGCCGGUCUGGUGACCCUGAACGCCGCCCUGUCCACCCACCCGACGCUGGUCUGCCUGGACCUGGGGGACUGCAUGCUGGGAGACCAGGCUCUGGGACUGAUCUGUGGGAUGCUGCCGCCAGAUGGAGCAAAGUCAGGGUUGAGGGAGCUCACUCUGAGCGCUAACCCAGGAAUCAGCUCCAAAGGUUGGGCUCGUCUCUCCAUCGCUGUGGCUCACAGCUCUCAGCUCCGAGUUCUGAACCUGGACUACAACCAACUGGGUGAUCAGAUUGCAGGAAUGCUGGCAGUUGCCGUGGCGUCCAGCAGAACCCUGGAGGUUCUGGACCUGGAAGGAACUGGACUGACCAACCACUCAGCACAGGUCGACCAAUCACAGAGCCCCAUUCUUCUUCUGCUCUCAUCACAGUGGUACCAGGUGUUCCUGGACAUGGUGGAGAACUACCCCACCAGCCUGAGGGUUCUAGUUCUGGCCGAGAACGACAUCAGUCCAGAGCUGCAGCAGCAGAUCGUGGACCUGCUGUCUGACGGGGACGAGGACGAGGACAGGGAGGCCAUGCCCCUCCCCACAGGCCCCACCUCCAGCAGCGCCCUGCAGCCAAUCAGAGACAAGUACCAGCCCCUCAGAGACAAGUACCAGCCAAUCAGAGACAAGUACCAGCCCCUCACCUGGCUCCCCCACAGCAACUCCGCCCUCCCGACAGUCUUGCUGACAUCAGGUCUCGGUGAGAGCUUAUUGGCUGAGACUGAGAUGUGAUCCCCCUGAAAACACCCGCUGCCUGUCACUGAUUGGUUGAAUGUCUGUCUGCACCUCCCAGCUGACGAUUUGCAGCCAAUCACUGCGCAGCACGGUUUGAUGUAGCACCAAGUGAUCUCACAGGUGUUUCUGAUGAAUGUACCUUCAGCUCUGUUGAUUGGUUCUGCUGCUCUGAUGUCACAAUAAUAAAACUGUUUACAGCUUUGUAAGAA